UGACUAUUUUAUGUGAAAACUGGACGCUAGAGUGUGGGUUACAGAAAAGAUGGCAUCACCGGAUCGAAACCCAGAAAUCAGGAAGGACGCAGUGAACAACCGGUGGGUCAUUUUCUCUCCGGCCAGAGCUCGGCGACCUUCCGAUUGCAAAUCCAAAUCUAAUCCUAACCCUAACAACAACCAAUCAGAGUGCCCCUUCUGCGCAGGGCAUGAACACGAAUGUGCGCCCGAAAUCUUCCGCGUCCCACCAGAUUCCACCUCCAAUUGGAAAAUCAGAGUCAUACAGAACCUAUACCCUGCUCUCAGAAGAGACCUCGAACCCUCACUAACCCAAAACCCCAACCCUAACCCUAAUACCGGUGGGUCGGCAAUGAUCGGGUUUGGGUAUCACGAUGUUGUGAUCGAGACGCCGGUUCACCCGAUUCACCUGUCCGAUCUCUCGCCGGUCGAGGUCGGAGAAGUUUUACUAGCUUAUAAGAAGAGGAUCGAGCAACUUCUCAGUCAUGAUUCCAUCAAAUACGUUCAGGUGUUCAAAAACCAUGGUGCUUCAGCUGGGGCAUCCAUGAGUCAUUCUCACAGUCAGUUAAUGGCCCUUCCAAUUGUACCCCCCACAGUUUCUGCCCGUAUGGAGAAUAUGAAGGAGUACUUUGAUCAGAAGGGGAAAUGUAGUCUUUGUGAGAAUCCAUUGAAUGACCUUCUAAUUGAUAAGUCAACCCAUUUCAUUUCAAUUGUUCCCUUUGCUGCUACAUUCCCUUUUGAGAUGUGGAUCAUUCCUCAGGAACACACCUCCCAUUUCCAUGAACUAGAUGGAGAGAAGGCAGUUGAUCUCGGAGGGCUACUGAAACUUAUGCUUAUAAAGAUGUCCUUGCAGUUAAAUGAUCCGCCAUUCAAUUUCAUGAUUCACACUUCUCCAGUUGAGGUCACCCCUUUGCAGUUGCCUUAUUCUCACUGGUUUUUGCAGAUAGUACCCCAAUUAACAGGGGCUGCGGGUUUUGAGAUGGCAACUGGAUGCUACAUAAAUCCUGUUUUUCCGGAGGAUGCUGCAAAAGUUCUGAGAGAAGUAAAUAUUAUUAAUUAGAUGAAUUUUGACAGCCUUAGACUCCAAAAUUCCCAUCAUAUUUUAGAUGAAAUUAUGAUAUAUGUUUUGCUCUGUACUCCUCUCCAAAGUUUAUUUUCUUUUUUAUCUCUCAAGAAACGACCCUAUGCUUACCAAAAUACACACGAACAAACUUGAUAGAGUGGUAACUGUUUCCAGAAUUUAUAAAGACCUUAUUUGCACAAAGCAAGGAUCUCUUUCAGCAAUACUCAUGGUCAUUGCAAGCCCAAAAGAUGGUAUUCCUGUGGUAUAGCCCCCUUGUGAUGAUAGCAGCUUGUGAAGCACAGAACCAAGAACCACAAUUUAAUUGGGAAGGUAAAUUUUAUUCAGAAAAAGAAGAGUUUUGAAAGAUGUUAGACAAAGGUCAUCAUUGGUGAAAUGUAAUAUAUGUAGAGGCUGGAAACAUCCGACGAGCUCAUCGAUGUUUUUAAUAAACGAUGCAGUAGAGGUAUACGAGUUUAGCAAUUUACAAGUGAAUCAAGAGAGCAAUCCCCAGUUGGUAUAGGAUCUGUUUGAUUAGUGGCCAAUUAGGUUAGUUUUUGACUACUUUUUUCUUCUUAUGAUACUAGUACCUAUCAGCAUAUGUAUAUUUUGAUAGCGAGGAGUAUUUGGUCGAGAGGUGACUUGUCCAGCUAUAGCUAGGUGGUGGGAUUCGCGAUGACUUCUUUUGGCAUGUAUUCUUGACAUAUGAGCUACACGAAGUUUUUGAUGUUUACUGAGAA
Cornus florida is the source of this 1818-nucleotide messenger RNA. Its product is annotated as ADP-glucose phosphorylase. The transcript has 3 exons. Lineage: Eukaryota; Viridiplantae; Streptophyta; Magnoliopsida; Cornales; Cornaceae. The record is from RefSeq and is a predicted model, not a curated record. Gene Ontology annotation, biological process: beta-D-galactose catabolic process via UDP-galactose, Leloir pathway. Gene Ontology annotation, molecular function: zinc ion binding; UDP-glucose:hexose-1-phosphate uridylyltransferase activity. The coding region runs from base 50 to 1078 and encodes 342 amino acids.